AUGUCUUCCGAAACUCCUUGUCCAUUCCGCGUUUCCCUUCGCGACCAAAUUGAAUUGGAGCGUAAUGAAGCCUUCCAAGCUAUGCGGGAACAACUACGCCGCCAGGAUUGUGGUAUGGAAGGUCCAACUUUCUGCUCUACCCACCGCCAUGAAUGCGAUUCCACCGAUCAGGAAGCUUUCCGCCUUCAUCGCGAUAUUAUUCACACCCUUCUCGUCCCCCUUUUCUUGAUCAACCACCAAGCGGAACGAAUCGCUGCACGAGCCCUGCCGAGCAAGAAAGGGGCAGAACCCGAGCGUGCGUUCCGUGGGGAAGCCCGUAGCGCGUUCGCAUGGCUUCAUUGUAUCUUGAUUGAGGAACACGACUGGUACUUGACCGCCCGAUGCCCAGCUUGUAUUGUCCUACACGUCCUCCAUUCCGAACCUACGAUCCGAUUCCUCACCGUAGCCGCUCAACUCGCCGGAUCCCGCUCCGGUUUCGACUGCUGGCUCUCUGCGCUGGAAACCGCCGUCUGUGAAGAUCCCUUCUGGGGCGAUUCUUUCUGGCCCGAGAUUGAGGAUCGCGCUUCUCGUCUUACCGAUGGAGUCCAACAACUAGUCCGACAAUGCCACGAGCUCCGUACCAACCUGGAUAGCCCUACGUAUGAGACUCCCUCGCUGGCGAAGGCGUCGGUGGAAUAUGAACGUCCAUCCUGUACUAUCGCUAUUAAGCCGUCGAGCUUUGCCCGGAAACAGGUUAAGCUUAGUCGCGAGGAACAGCGCUAUCGAUCUUCAUUGGUUUGGAACGCAUGGAAUUGUUCCCGGGAGAUGCGCCAGCCAUUAGGCGGUAAUACCCCGACCCAGUCCCGACGACGGUCCAUGACCUCGUGA
Messenger RNA from Penicillium malachiteum, 867 nucleotides. RefSeq lists its product as uncharacterized. The record is from RefSeq and is a predicted model, not a curated record. NCBI's taxonomy places the organism in Eukaryota, Fungi, Ascomycota, Eurotiomycetes, Eurotiales, Aspergillaceae. The coding region runs from base 1 to 867 and encodes 288 amino acids. The transcript has a single exon.